ACUGUGGCACUGCAACUCAGUGAUACGACAGCCGGCAGCAGAGCUCCUUAUUGCCUCCCAUAGAUCCGAUAUUGGUAAUUUUAUUGAUUAGUUAACGGACAAAUCAGGCGACUUAACGGCUUCUCUUCCCUGUGCAGCCAUUAGCUUAAACGCUGAGGCUAGGUAACUACAGCAUUUUAAUUUGUGCAGCUAGCUAGUGGGUGGCUAGCUGAUUAACUUGUGAUGGUCAGGAGAUCUUUAUAAUAACGAAGGAGAAGCUGAGAUGGGAGACAGCGAUGGGGAGGACUCUAAGGAGACACCUGAGCUGCCUGUGGAGAUCAUAGUUUACAUCCUGAGCUUUCUUCACGCUUCAGACAGGAAGGAAGCCUCGCUGGUCUGCCGCAGCUGGUACCAUGCCAGCCAAGACCUGUGCUUUCAGAAGAACGUCACCUUCUGCUUCCCGGCCACGUCCUCGUCCCUGGAGCUGGUCAGAGGUCUGGGCAGAAGGUCACACUGCAGUCUGAUCAUCAGCCAGCUGGAUGGCUUCAGUAUGUCCAGAUCACUGCUUCUGGAGGUGGGUCUGUGUCUGGGCUCUAAACUGGAGAGCUUGGCCCUGCCUGGUAGCAGCAUAACAGAGGCCUCUCUCCUGAGCCUCCUUCCUCGCCUCACCUCCCUCCGCAGGCUGGACCUCAGGGGCCUGGACAGCCUCUUCAUGUCCGGAGCUUUCCUCUCCAGGGAGGAGCACAGGCAGCAGGUCAGAUCGGCUCUGUCUGGUCUGGAGGAGCUGGACCUUUCCGACCUGCGCUACCUCUCUGACCUCACCUUCAAUCGGCUCACCGGCUGCACCCCGCGCCUCCGCCGCCUCUCGCUGGCCGGCUGCCAUAUCGCUUUUGAGUUUGACCCGUACCGAGGGUGCCCGGUGGGAGCCGUCGAGGACUCGUCAGCAUUACUGUCUCUGAGGAACUUGAAGAGGUUGUUAACAGAGCAGAAAUCCACCCUUGUAGCUCUGGACCUCAGCAGAACCUCCAUCACUCCUGAGUCACUUCGCACUAUUGCACAGGUUCAGGAUUUGGUCUUAGAAGAACUGUGUCUGCAUGGCUGCAAGGAGCUGACCGACUACUCGGUGGAGGUUCUAGUGAAACACCAGCCGAGCCUUAAGAGACUGGACAUCAGUGCCUGCACUGAGCUGACCAGCAGGUCUGUGGAGGCUGUAGCACGGGGCCUAAAGUCGCUGACGCACCUCUCCUUGUCCCGCGACUGGAGGAUCACUGAAAAAGGUCUCGCUGAGCUGCUGUCUGUGUCGUCCCUGAGGAGCCUGGAUUUGUCCGAGUGUCUGCACAUCAGUGGAGCAGAGAUAGUGAAAGGCUUGAAGGGGUCCAAUGCUGCCAGAGCACAGCUGGAGACGCUCAGCCUCAAGAGUUGCACCUACAUUAGGGAUCUUGCAGUUUUCUCUCUCACUCAGCUUCUUGGGGCUACUCUCUGUGAGCUGGACCUGACCUCGUGCGUCAACGUGACUGACCUGUCUGUGCGCGCUAUCGCCACCUACCUGCAGAGGCUGGUAGUUCUGCGGCUCGGUUGGUGCAAGAAAGUCACAGACUGGGGUUUGCUAGGGAUGGUGGAAACAAGCCAGUGCGAUUCUGACGAGGAGACGGGAGAAAAGGGUCCCAGGUUUACCCGGACCUUCGGCAACAUGGGCUUCUUCAAGCCUCCUCGUCUGCCUUUUGAGGAGCGACCCAAGCUGGUGACACAGAAUGACCUGGAGCAGUUCAAACUGCAGGCCGGAGCUUCACUUUUAGCUCUCAGCAGACUCCAGGAGCUGGACCUCUCUGCCUGCCCUAAACUCACUGACAGCAGCAUCACACAGGUGGUGCGCCACCCAGACCUCCACCGUCUGUCUCUCUCCAUGCUCCCAGAGAUCACUGACGCCAGCUUGGCGUCGAUAGGCUGGCACUGCCGCAGCCUCACCAGCCUGGAUCUCAGCCACUGCCCAGGUAUCAGUGACCGCGGAGUAGCACAGGCUGCACCAUACCUCCACAGACUGCAGCAUCUCUACCUCUCCUGUUGUAAAAGCAUCACUGAUAGAUCCUUGUUCCUCCUGGCGCAGCACUGUAAGCGUCUGAGAACUUUGGACGUCUCGAGGUGCAAAAACAUCUCCGCAACAACGAUAGACCUCCUCCAGUCACAGCUGCCCUUCUUGGAAAACGUCAACUAUAAAUUUAUAGGUGGGUCUGAUCUCACUCUGACACUCUGACUGAAUGUCCUGCAUGACCACUGGACCUUUUCAGUAACAGAACUCGCUGACCAAAGCCUGCUCCAGGAGUCGAGCUUUUGCACAUGUCAGCAUUUUGCACACGAACUGAAGAAAAUAUUGAUAAGUUGUCAGUUUACAGUCUGAGCUACUGUAAAACCCACCAUCUAUAGGUCAGCCUGUAAGUGAUUUUGGCAUAGGCAGGUACCACUUGUAAGAAACGCCUCUGCCUGUACGGUUAAACAUUUCCUAAGUGUGUUCAUGCCUGGAUUCAAACAGUCAAACCAGGAAGACAAGAAUGUAUCUGGCUGAGAACGUGCUAACCCCACACACCACUUUUAGCUGUUUGAUGUAAUAUAUAUAUUCAGUUUAUGUGGUGCAUCAUCACUGAGGACACAGAUUUCAUCCAAGGAAGGCAUUUCAGGGUGCGGUGUUCAUGCAUGAGAAUCAAAUGAGUCAUAAUGAGAAUGUGAUUUGGUUUCGUGUACAUUUGUAUCCAGGCCACACAAAUCAGAGAUUCUGCUUGUCAUAUUAAUUGUCUGGUAGUGACAAGGUGUUUUUAUCUAAGUUAAAAGGUAUAUAACAGUAUAUCAGAUGGUACUUAUAAAAUGUCCCUUAAGAAGUGAUUUUGUUGAGACUGAACGUUAUUUUUUAAUAUAUAAAAAUAAUGUAAAUAUACAUCUAAGAAUUAGAUGUAUGAUUUAAGAUGACAGAUUAGCCAUAGACUAAAUUCUACACCGUAUUUGCAUAAUGACGUUCCAUUUUUUUUUUGCUUUGAGCACUAAAAAGGAGGAAAGGCUUACUUUAAAUGCUCACACUUGUAUGCUUCUGUUUUUUGACUUUGGCUGCAUACUUUUUAUUUUAAUUUCUUGAUAAUUCCUUCUUUUUUUUAAAAUAACCAAACACUGCAAUAGCACAAACUGUAGUAUUGAACCAAUUUUCAUUCAUAUAAGGGACCGUCACUCCUUUUUUUUAGUCUUGCUCAAGCACUGUAGUCUAAUUAAAUAAAUUAUCACUUAAUACUGUAUGCACAUUGAUGAAAAAGUUUGUACUGUUGUAACGGAGUAUGGCACAGAGAGACCUACAGACGGUCAAGAUGAAGAAUCAAGUUAAGAGGUGGUGAUUUUAUAAAUAAACCAAAGUUUGGCAACUAUG
This is a messenger RNA of Toxotes jaculatrix (banded archerfish), 3382 nucleotides long. It is a transcript of the gene fbxl9, whose product is annotated as leucine rich repeat containing 29. Bases 263 to 2230 code for a protein of 655 amino acids. NCBI's taxonomy places the organism in Eukaryota, Metazoa, Chordata, Actinopteri, Toxotidae. Gene Ontology annotation, molecular function: protein binding. Gene Ontology annotation, cellular component: SCF ubiquitin ligase complex. The record is from RefSeq and is a predicted model, not a curated record. Gene Ontology annotation, biological process: SCF-dependent proteasomal ubiquitin-dependent protein catabolic process. The transcript has 11 exons.